CGCUAUGUAUGAAUAUGUAAAUAUUUCUAUAUAGUUUAUGACAGUUUUGUUUUUACGAGGCAGCACAGUGCACUUCACAACUACUUGCAUCCUAUUGAAAACAGACUAAAAACAAUUCUGAUUCUUUGGUGGGGCACCAUGUUCAGCUACUUGAAGUCAUUGAUCGUUGGGUCCGAGGAUGACAUGUGGCCGACGGGAUCCUUUUGGCGCAUAUCCGAAGAUGGUAUACCCAAAAGUGUAUUUGUAGAUGCUAUGAUUAAGUGUACAGAGAUGCCCGAACACCUCGGUAUAUACCAAAUAACAGUCACAGCGUUUGCAUCUAGUGUAGAUAGGACCAAUGUUGAUGAUGCUGGCGAUAGUAGUGAUUCUAGCUCGGUGUAUACCUUUCCUAUAAAAGUGGCCAUGUGUCUGCAAGAAGAGGUGAGAGCUGAAGGUGACUUUGUGUCAUGGUACUCACUGCAGCGGCGGGGCGAAAAGUACGCAUUCAGGUUUGAUGAUAAUAAUAGCAAACCUACCACCAUCAAUUUCUUCAAGG
Molecule: messenger RNA, 535 nt
Organism: Sphaeroforma arctica JP610
Lineage: Eukaryota; Ichthyosporea; Ichthyophonida
Exons: 1
Source: RefSeq, a predicted model, not a curated record